AUGCGAUACCAUUUGAAUUCCUUACCACAGUUUGCUACUUGUUCCGAAGAGGGUACCGUCCGUUUUUGGGAAACACGGUCAUUGCCCGACGGUUUGGAUGCUCAGGCUGUGGCCACAUUUCAUCCGUACGAGGUAUCUUGCUUGGCAAGGCCACAUAUUGGUCGGUGGUUGACCACCGUUUCCUGUGAUUCAUCAGAUUGGAAUUGGUUUGUUACCGGUGGUGGGCCUAGUUUGUCCUUGUGGAAUCGUCGCGCUGGAAGGCAUGUGACACCACUACAUCCGGACGCUUUUUCGGACUCGUGGUAUGCACAAACCUCGGUUUUCUCCUUCCCCAAUCACGAGCCCCGAAUUGUGGCCGGGGGAAAUUCCGGACAGUUGUACCGAUGGGAUCACGGUGGUUCACUGGUUUCUUCUGUAUCCUUGAGUGAUCCACCGAAUGCACAGUUGGGUCACGUGAUGGUGAUUAGACCUAUUUCUUCUGCUGGGCUUCCGUUGGAUGAAGAGGACUCGAUCAUGGAUGAUAUCACACUUUUUGAGAACGGAGAUCGAGACAAUGAUGCGGAGUUAAGCUCAUCACCAUCCCGACGUCCUCUUGGUGUAUUAGUUGUUGGUGGAGCGGGACCCGCUAUCCGUGUCAUAUCUGCUUUAGGUUAUCCCUUGGGAACACUUACUUUGUAUUAA
Echinostoma caproni is the source of this 681-nucleotide messenger RNA. NCBI's taxonomy places the organism in Eukaryota, Metazoa, Platyhelminthes, Trematoda, Plagiorchiida, Echinostomatidae. The record is from the annotation of a GenBank genome assembly.